GCCCCUUCCGGUGGGCUCGGCCAAUGAGUGGCGCCGCGCCCGGAGAAGACGGUUAACUUACGGGAGGGCUGUCAUGGCGGCAGCGAUGGUGCCCGCGACCCUGUUGCUCCUGCUCUGCGUUGUUGCCGGCCCCGGGCGAUGCUGGGACCAGCCGGGGAGGAUCCUGCUGCGGGAGGUGCAGGCGCUCACCCUCCGCAGAGGUCAGUACACCACAGCCCGGCGGACAGCUGCAGUCCCUCAGCUACAGUGCACGGGAGGCUCUGCCGGGUGUUCCCGCGUCCCCGAGGUUGUUCAGUGUUACAACAAAGGUUGGGAUGGCUAUGAUGUGCAGUGGCAGUGCAAAGCAGACUUGGAAAAUGCCUACCGUUUUGGACAGAUCGAAGUGAGCUGUGAAGGCUACGAUUAUCCAGAUGAUCCCUACAUCUUAAGAGGCUCUUGUAGUUUGCUGUUCAGGCUAGAGUUGACUGAGGAAGGCGAAAGGAAAGUCAAGAACUCUGGAAGCUUUGGUUCUGGCUAUUAUCAGUCAAGGAAGGAUUCUCCUGAUUCUGGCGCUGGAGCGAUUGUUGUAAUUGUUCUUCUGGUUCUUGCUUUUGGAGUAUACAAGCUCUUCCUUGGUAACCAGCAGCCUCAGCAGAGUUUUGGUGACAGUGGUGGAUUCACUGGACCUUCCUGGCAGAGUCAGCAGGCACCUCCGCCUCCUGGUUUUAAGCCUGGCUUCACAGAAGACAACAGCUUUGGGACUCGUUCCAGUCAUGGACCCAAUUCAGGACCAGGAUUUUGGACUGGAUUAGGAGCAGGAGGCUUGCUAGGCUACUUGGCUGGCAGUCACAGAGCACAGCCACAUUCCCCAUAUUACAGUACGUGGACAGAUCCCACAGCUGUACCUCCAAUGAAUGGGCAGCCAAGCAAUUCCACACAAGGCAGCAGUUCAGGAACAAGAACUGCUUCUGGCUUUGGGGGCACAAAACGAAGAUGAAAUCCUUGAUGUUAUUACAUUUGAGUGAUUGAACUAAAUCUUCCUGUGUGAUAGCACUUUUCUUAGUAGUAAUAGGCUUCUGAAGUGGACGUGAGGUGUGAAGGACUAGGCAAAAAAUUCCUUUCUUUCCCUGAAGAAAUGUGGAUUCUCCCUUUGUUUAGGGUGUUACAGGUGCUGGAACAUCUACUGUUUCACAACAGCAGCUUCUCAUAAUAAUUUUCAAAAUAAAUUCAUCCAAGUUAAGAAGAA
This is a messenger RNA of Phalacrocorax carbo (great cormorant), 1225 nucleotides long. The record is from RefSeq and is a predicted model, not a curated record. Lineage: Eukaryota; Metazoa; Chordata; Aves; Suliformes; Phalacrocoracidae.